Messenger RNA from Emys orbicularis (European pond turtle), 1344 nucleotides. RefSeq lists its product as uncharacterized. The record is from RefSeq and is a predicted model, not a curated record. Gene Ontology annotation, molecular function: methyltransferase activity. The coding region runs from base 210 to 1001 and encodes 263 amino acids. The transcript is spliced from 9 exons. Lineage: Eukaryota; Metazoa; Chordata; Testudines; Emydidae.
GGCGCGGAGCGCGGUGCUGGCAGUGCUGAGGGGCGUGAGCGCAGGCGACCGGUCCCGCCUGCUGCACUGGAUGCGAACGACCAUGUUUGGUGAUGUUUCAGUUUAUUCUUGUUUCUGAAGAAAGUGAUUCUCUGAUGAUACUGUAUAUUUUAUAUAUGGUCAUAGUUCUAUUGGAGAGACAAGGUGGGUGAGAUGACUUUGAUGAAUUCAUGUUGAGUAAUAAUGAUGUUGUGCUCAGAAGUAUUGCUGAAGAUCUUCGGAAUUGCUUACCCAUUGAGGCAAUGCUUAACUCGGAACAUCUAGCAAUUAAAAAAAUACUUGACCAGCCAGAGCCGACAGUUCAUGUUGAUGCAUUCCUUUAUGAUGAUGAUAUUAUUGAUUCAUUGUGUGAGAAGGGAAAAAUGAGUAGAAACUACUGUGUAGUGUGUGGCUCACACAAGACCGCACCUUUAGAGUUUAUUUCUCAUUCCUUUUCCCUCAUGGAACUGAAGUUUCUUUAUCAGUAUGCAUUGCCUGACCUGACAGGAAAGAUUCUGGUUGACGUUGGCUCCAGGCUUGGUGCAGUGCUAUUUGGGGGCUAUCUUUACAGCUCAGCAUCCCAGCUAUAUGGAGUGGAAAUGAAUUCAGACUUUUGCCAGUUGCAAGAAAUGAUAAUCACAAAAUACCAAUUUACAGACAGAGUAAAGGUGCUUCAUUCAGACAUCUGUACUCAGGCUUCACUCCUUCAAAAUGCUGAUGUUGUUGUAAUGAAUAAUGUCUUUGAAUAUUUUCUCGACAGACUGGAACAGGCCAGAGCCUGGGAAUUUAUCAGUCAUAAUAUGAGGAAAAAAGGGUCAUUAUUAGUGACGGUCCCAAGCCUUGAAGAAUCUAUCUCAAACCUACAGACGGAUAUACUGCUCAGCCAGUGGGUAGAAGAGAUGAAGUUGGACUAUGAUGUAUACAUGGAAAAGGAUAUUGAUAGAGAAGCACUUGAACAAAUUCAUUUGUACAAGAUUAUCUAGCAUACAGACUGAUUUACUGAUAACAGUAUAAAAUCAUUGACUUCAGAGGGAGCUGUGUGAAAGGACUGUAGGAUUAAGCCCUAUUUCCAAAAUAAAUCGUGAAAAAUCUUACUAUUUAUUUUAGAAAUUAUACAUAUUCUCACUAAUGAAACGGGAGCUUUUGAGAACAUAUUUUGAGAUGUCAAAUUUGCAUUAAAGUUCUCAGUGUGUCAUAACAGUACAAUACAUUUUAGCCACUAGGUAUCUCUGUAGCUUCAUUCUGCAUGGAAGUGUUUUGAAAGAAUGGCAGUCUACUAACACCAGAAGAGUCCAUCUUGUGCACUAUUAAUGGCUGUGAACCUCC